UGCAAAAGCAAAACAUAACCGCAUUUCUUUAGAAAACUUCACGUUUCACGUUGAGGUAAAAUAUCGGUGGUUGAAAACAAAUUGCUUUAAAACUAUAAGUAAAUGGCGAAAAGCAUUCGAAGUAAGUGGAAGAGAAAAUGCAGAGCAAUCAAGCGAGUUCGUUAUGGGGAAAAGGAAUUGGAAAGAUUGAAGAAAACACUGGCGAAUGAUCCUUUAAAUCACAAAACCGAAAAGCUGGAGGAAAUAGCAAAUGUAGUAACAGCUAGUGAAAUUCAAGAUGCCGCCCAAAGUGAACAAAUGGACGUUGAUGCUACAGCAACUGCAAAAGUCAAGAAGAUCAAAUUGAAGAGAGCUAAAAGGGACGUUAAAAAGGAAGCACGGAGAAAGAUCGAGAAAAAGCGCAGGAAGAGGAAGGGAAAGAAAGGACGUAACUCAGUGUCUUUAAGUAUAGAAUAAUAAUUUUAUUACUGACCUGAAGAAAUACUUGAACAUAUUGAUAUGUUGUAUAAGUUUUCAUUUUCUUGCUAACAGUUAAAUAAAUACAUUUGCUAUUGUAAAGUUAA
Messenger RNA from Dendroctonus ponderosae (mountain pine beetle), 563 nucleotides. RefSeq names its product protein LLP homolog. Gene Ontology annotation, biological process: dendrite extension. Lineage: Eukaryota; Metazoa; Arthropoda; Insecta; Coleoptera; Curculionidae. Bases 103 to 456 code for a protein of 117 amino acids. Gene Ontology annotation, molecular function: RNA binding. Gene Ontology annotation, cellular component: nucleolus. The transcript has a single exon. The record is from RefSeq and is a predicted model, not a curated record.